Ciona intestinalis (vase tunicate) is the source of this 981-nucleotide messenger RNA. The record is from RefSeq and is a predicted model, not a curated record. Lineage: Eukaryota; Metazoa; Chordata; Ascidiacea; Phlebobranchia; Cionidae.
UCGUCCGAUUGGUUUAAACAGGAACAUAGCAAACUGGUGAAUGUAUUUCACUGGAAAGGGGGAACGAAAGCCCAUACUUCUGGAAUUCACAUCACUGACAAGCCAUUUAUGCUGGAGAAUGACCAUGGACAAAAAGUAGCUGUGUUUUUAAUGGACACACAAGGAUCUUUUGACAAGGGAAUGACUGCAGCAGAAUGUUCAUUUAUUGCUGCACUCAGUACUUCACUAAGUUCUGUGCAAAUUUAUAACUUGAAAGGAGGAUUGAUCGAUGAGAGUGAUUUGCAACUUUUGCAGAUUUUUUUAAAUCAUGCACGGGCAAUCAUAGAAACUGAACAGGGAGAAGAAAAUGAUCGUACAUCUCAAUUUCAGUGUCUACUGUUUCUGAUAAGAAACUGGCAGAUGCCAGAUUAUGAUUAUGGCAGCAAAGGUGGGUUGGAAUAUUUGGAAGAAGUCAUGAAUACAGAUCAAGCUGAAAACAAAGAUGUGAGGAAAAAGAUCAGAGAGAGUUUUGCUGAUGUUAGAUGUCAUUUGUUGGAACACCCUGGAAAGAAAGUUGCAAAACUAAAGGAUAGUAAAUUGGACAAAAUUAAAGUUUUAGACAUAGAUAAAGACUUCCUUGAAGGAGUGGAUGAUUUGGCCAAGUGUUUGUUUUCUAAAGAUAGCUUGGUUGUAAAGAAACUUAAUGGUAAAGCUUGCACUGGUAAAGAUCUUAUGAAGGUUGCAAAGCAAUUUAAAAAAAGAGUUGAAAGUGGUGAUGCACCAAAAGUGAACACACCAUUAAAGAUGGGGGGGAAAUACAUCGAGUCAAAGAUGUUAGAACAACUUCAUAAAGAUUGUUUGAAAGAUGCAUUGAAGAAAUAUGAUAAACUGAAACAUGACAUGCUUGAUGAAGGCCAAAGGUCAAGGUAUCGAACACAAGUAGAACAAUAUUUGGAGAUAUUUACUUAUCAAGCAUUGAAACAUAAGAAUAAUGCACAAAGG